AUGCCCUUCGUCCCCCCUCCUCAUGGAGCACCGCAGCGGGUGGCGGAGUUGAUUGACCCCGUUCUACUUUGUUGGGACAGAGUGAAGUUGGAAGCCUUGUUUUCACAUGCCGAUGUGGAGCUAAUUACAUCUAUUCCUCUGGGUAGAAGAUUGUCGCAAGAUAGACUCAUAUGGCAUUUUAAUAAGAAAGGUAUGUUCACUACCAAUAGUGCUUAUUUUGUUGCCAGGGAUAUUGAACUGGGUAAUGUUCUUGCCCCGGCUACACCCCUUGAUCCAUUCCGGCCUUUAUGGAAAGCGAUAUGGGGGGCUACAGUACCUGGCAAAGUAGCCAUACAUGCAUGGAAGUGUUGUAUUAGUAUCUUGCCUACGAGAUCGGCCUUGAGCAGAAAAGGGUAUGUUGGGGAUCUAGGCUGUUUGUUAUGCCCCUCUACUUGUGAAGACUCACUUCACUUGUUCGUCGAAUGCCCGUAUGCAAAUAGUGUGUGGUUUGAAGCCGACAUUCAGAUGGAGCUCAAUGGAGUUGCAGAAUUCCUAGAGUUGUUGUUGAGGUUAGUUUGUACCCAGACUAAAGAACAAUUUGCAAAAACCUUAGUUGUGUUGUGGUCCAUUUGGAAGAACAGGAAUAUGCAACUGUGGGAUGAUAAAUUGCAACAGCCUACUGAUGCUGCAGUUUUCAGUUUGGGUUGGUUGCAAGAAUACCAGUCUGCCAAUGUGAAUGCUCCACAACCUCAACAUCAACAAUCAAAACGCUGGUCUGCGCCAGUAUCGGGAGUUUUGAAAUGCAAUGCUGAUGGAGCUUUUGUGGCACAUUCAAGAAGGGCAGCCUAUGGUCUGGUUUUCCGUAAUGAGACUGGGAACUUUCUGGCAGCUGCAGCUGCCCCUUUGAGGCAAAUGUCGUCUCCUUUUCACACGGAAGUAAUGGCUAUGUUGGAGAGCAUGCGUCUUGCCGAAACUCUUCAUUAUAAGAAUGUCAUAUUUGAAUCUGAUUGUUUGCUUUUGAUACAAGCUUUAGCCAACGACGAACCUGACAUAUCUACCUUGGGUUUGCUGCUUGGAGAAGUCAGAGACUUGUUACGCAAUAAUCUGGAGUUUAAGGUUUGCUAUACACCUCGUGAAGCUAAUGUAGUAGCACAUAAGCUUGCAAAACAUGCUUGUCAAGCGUUAGAAAGUCAAGUGUGGUUUGUUGUUGCUCCCGAAUUUAUACGGGAUGCCCUUCUAAGUGAUUAUAAUCACUAA
Rosa chinensis is the source of this 1236-nucleotide messenger RNA. RefSeq lists its product as uncharacterized. The record is from RefSeq and is a predicted model, not a curated record. NCBI's taxonomy places the organism in Eukaryota, Viridiplantae, Streptophyta, Magnoliopsida, Rosales, Rosaceae. The transcript has a single exon. Gene Ontology annotation, molecular function: nucleic acid binding; RNA-DNA hybrid ribonuclease activity. Bases 1 to 1236 code for a protein of 411 amino acids.